Molecule: messenger RNA, 1118 nt
Organism: Spizellomyces punctatus DAOM BR117
Lineage: Eukaryota; Fungi; Chytridiomycota; Chytridiomycetes; Spizellomycetales; Spizellomycetaceae
Exons: 2
Coding region: 113-1036 (307 amino acids)
Molecular function (GO): protein binding
Source: RefSeq, a predicted model, not a curated record
AGCUUUCUGGCAAAAGGUUGACUGUGAUCUCCUAUCAGAAGGUUAUUUUCGGCGCUGAAGGCAACCAACACCUUCAAGUAUGAUACUCUAGCUCAACCAGUGAGCGCACUCCAUGUCACGACAACCAUCUUCCGGUCUUGGGUCCCUGCCAGACGAAAUUUACGAGCAAAUAGGUCUCUACCUCACGCUAUAUGAUAUCUUCAACCUGACACUAUGUACACGUCGACUUCGCGCGGCUCUAAAGGCACCAGCGUUUGGCCGAGAGUUUCUGGCAAGGGAUGCGGAGAAUUUGCGGGUCGAAGUUGUGCAGCCGUUGCCUAUUACAGGGUUGGAUUGCUUGCAAUUUGGUAUAUUAGAUGAGCCUAGCGGCGACUUGGUCAAUGGAGAAGGAAGCAAGCGUUACCCUAAUCGAAGCAAACCAACAACUUCACCCCUCCGCCAGAUCACACAUUUCGUCCAUCAUCGCACACCGACUACAUCCGACCUUCAUACUGUUACAGUUCGAUCAUCGGGAGCGGUCACAGUGGGACAUCGACCGAUCGUUCCCGGGCCUGUGACAUGUUCUCUCUCCCCAAACCUCACUUCUGCCACUGAUGGUUCCAGUGAUAUUGUAGUUAACGUCACCUCCAGUCACCGCGCAACAUGCCAGCUCUGCAAUGCCGUUCCGAUACGAAAGAUCUGUUAUUGGAUUGACAAGCGUUACAGAGUAUUUUUCCAAACUUGGGCCGACGCCUUUGAGUUCACAGAGUCUCAUCAGCCAAUAGUGCGAAUGACUUUAGUGCAUCAGGAAGAGAGGGAGGGCAUCUGGGAUGGUGCAAGCAUGUCGCCGAAUUCGCGCAAUGAUUGGUAUUCUCAAUUUGUGCCGCAAAUAGCGGUCUAUCGCUACGGGCUUCUUCAGAGUCAGGAUAGGGGCCUGCGCUUGGAGCACUUCUUUGGACUGACUGACGAUGUUGACCAAUGUGAUGAUCGCGAACCUCAAGGGCAAGCCCUUGAGCAAGUGCAGGCAGACAUAAAGUUAUGGAAUCCUUGGGCGUAGCUGUUGCGAUUGAACCAAUUACGUAUGCUAAAUGCUUGUAUAAUAUUAUUGUUGAAAUGAGAUGCACAUGCAUGAUGUCACA